Molecule: messenger RNA, 5638 nt
Organism: Purpureocillium takamizusanense
Lineage: Eukaryota; Fungi; Ascomycota; Sordariomycetes; Hypocreales; Ophiocordycipitaceae
Exons: 2
Coding region: 225-5414 (1729 amino acids)
Biological process (GO): telomere maintenance
Cellular component (GO): nucleus
Source: RefSeq, a predicted model, not a curated record
CACCUCUUCUGCUUCAGCGUCACCUUGUUGCAUUUGGGUCUUUCUCCCGCUGUGUGUCUGUCGAGUUCAUAUUUCUCGUCCCCCAGUUGUGGUCUUUUCUCGUUUCUGCGUGGCUCAACGCGUCGCUGCUGCUGGAUGCAUGCAUGGUCGGGCUCUGUAACGUCGCUGGCCGCACCUCCGCUCUCUAGAUCGCCAGCCUGCUGCCUGCUUUCCUCCCAGCAGCCAUGGCAUCUACAGUAGCCUCGGCCACCCCUUCCGACGUUACCAUCAACAUCUUCAAGUCUCUGCCGACGAGACCCCCGACGCCUCCCCGAGAGCCGCCAGUCCCCGACCCCGACGUCUCCCUUCGAUCCGUCAUCCUCUCCCGCUCUCAGGCCUUCGACCCGCGCCGGAGCCUCCAGACACCACCCAACGCCCACUCCCCGUCUUCGCCCGUCCCGACAGGCUCCUUUCCGAGCUCGAGUAAGACGCGCAAGAAGGUGGAGUGGUCCAGCCGCACCGAGUACAAGGACCCUCCUGACUAUCGCCCUGGCGUUCGAUCGUCUCCCGCCUCGGCACCUUCCUCAGCUUCUUCAAAGCCCAUCAAGGGCAUCCUGAAGCGGUCAUCUUCUCCGACACACCUAGUCUCGUCUCUAGGAAGCCAACUGGAUGACUCGACUGCCCAGCUGAAUAUCGUCGAGAUGCUCGAGUCAGCCGUCCGGCAACUCGCCGGUUCCGAUCGCGACUCCAAGCUGGACGCCUACAUGAUGCUUGCUCGCGCGUUGAAAACGUCCAGCAAUCUGCCCGAUCGGGUUGCUUUGCAGGAUAAGAUGAGCCUCUUCACUCAGUUCAUAGAACGGGACAUCACAUCGAGAAGCGACAACGGCAACCUCGACUCAUCCCUGAUCAACCACGCUCUCAGCCUUCUUGCCACAUUCCUCAACUUCCAAGCCAUAGCUUCAUCCAUCGCCUCAGACUUUGGAAUCUUCAUGAUUGACCAUGCUAUUCGGAGCUUUGAGGACCCCUCGGUACCCAAGGACGUUGUCCGCCAUUUGAUGCAGGUGGUCGCUCUGCAGAGUUUCUCGGCCAAGGUUCUUACUUCAGAUAGGGUUGGACGGCUCGUGGCAGCCUUGCACAAUCUUGAAGGCCACCUCAAGGGGAAAAGCAUCGUCAUGAGCAGAAUAUGGAUUUACAAGCGGCUCGUCCAGCAGUCCCGCGCUCACAUGGUGGCGCACUCUGACUGGCUCAAAGAUCUGUUUACUGACAUGCUCAGCUCUAUCAAAGAGAUCCGAGCACAAGCAAUUAGUUUGGGGACAACCUCCGGCUUUCCGCUUCGAUCUGACAAAGCCCUUUCACGCAAGGUCGCCGAGAUCUUCAAGGCCGUCAACGACGACGAAACGUACAUUGACUUCUACAUCAAGAGGCUACAAGCCAUGCUCAAAGACAAGCAAGUGAGCUCCGCGGUGCCUCAGAUCUGGAGCGUCAUAAUUCUCUUUUUGCGUUGCCCUCUGGACCGGUGGCAGUACUACGGCCCGUGGCUGACGCUCGUUCAAACGGCUUUUAAUUUGCCUGACGUAACCACCAAACAAGAGGCAAACAAUGCGUGGAAUCGCUACGUCUAUCUUUCACUUGUUGACAGCAAGCUCCCGAGGAAAUCCAUCAGCAUACUCUGCCAGCCCUUAUUGAGCCAGCUCAAAAGAAAAGCUAGCGCAAAGCAGCAAGAACUUCGAAGAAUAGUUAUGGGUGGAGUGUGCAGCCUGUACUACUUCGCAUUCGCUCAGAGCGACGACAAAUACCCCACUGACGUUGUCUGGGACGCUGCUGUGCAGCCCGUUAUUGCCCAACUCACUAUUCUGGACGGCAAUCCUGAUGCUCCCACAGAUUCCCCCUUGCAGGCAGCUCGGAUACUGGUCGGAUUGCUUGAUGUGUCCACGCCACGGCCGCCGCGCAGCCUCGACCGGAUCAUGGAUCCAACGCCGCUCAAGCCUGAGGACCUCCUCCCGCUCGACUCCAAAUGGGUCAGGAGGAAUUGCGACAAGGUAUUGCAAGCCGCCGGACCCAUUCUGGAGAAAAAGUUCUUGGACCUUGCCAACAAGGAGAGUUUGGUAUAUAGGCUGUGGCAAGCAUUGGUCAAGACUGUGGCCGCAGCAUCAGCCAAGGACAUCAAGGUAUCCGACGAGACAACGAAAUUCUUUGCUUGUAGCUUCAGUCUACUGUCCAAAGUCUGGACUACUGGAACAACAGGUGACGAUGCCGCUCACAGCACCAAGUUUCUCUCCAGCUCGAAGCACUACGUCCAGCUAUUUGUCGAGGGACUCGGCGUGCUGCCGUUUACGGAGAAGAAGCUCACCAUGUGCAACGACAACAACUUUGAACCAGCCGCGACCCCAUCACAACGAUUCGACAAGGUUGAAAAAGCCCAAGGAGUUGUUCGAAUACCCUUGCACCACUUGUUCGUCAUGCUAUGCUCGGUUCCUCCUGGCUGCAGCGACAAUGCGGACCUGGCAGAAGUGUUCCAGGAGAUUUUUGAGCCAUUCUUCGCCGGCAAGAGCGUCAAGGCACGUGCUGACCUUGCGCGGGAACUCGUGCAAUUGCUACCGCGAAAUACACUCUCGCCCUUUGGGCCGUGGCUGUUGGCGGCAGACAAAGUGAAGCCGUCUUUGGACAAGGCCAUGCCGCCGUCUGGCUCCGCUGUGCCUAGCAGUGAGAAGUUUCUCGGUCCGGAAUAUCGAGAGAUCGUAUCCCUCCUCGAGCGCGGUCUCUUGUGUCACCCGAACUUGCCUACUGCGCACUGGCAGACACUGUUCGGCCUCUUGUCUGCGAAUGUCGUUCGUGACUUCGGUGACGCUGGUCGCGCUGUUGUCCUCGUUGAGCCCCUUGCCAAAGCACUUCUCGAAAAUGCAAUGCCAGACCGCUUAUCCACGUCAAUUUCACGGACGUGCGUCACAGCGAUGCUGUUUGAUGCUGCAAAGGUGCCGCGCGAUCGACAAGCCUUGGACACCGCUCGGCUCCGGCUUUGGGGGGCUCCUCCAACAUUGGGCAAAGCUGCUUCCCCCGACCCCUUCGAUUAUCUUUACAAACUCGGCAACGCCACUCUUGUUUCCCUGUACGACACUUAUGGGGAGCUUGAGACGACGACUGACACGGAUGCUCUGCUCGAAGCUGUUGGCAAGUUCCUGGAUCGGUGUGUUUCAAUUUCGACAGCAAUCAAGAUGAUGUCUCGAAUGCAGGCCGGUCUCUGCCCCUGGCUUCAAGAUGAGAAGGCUCAUGUUCGGUCACAUGAGGAGUCUUCCAGUUUGAAGACGUUGAACCAGAUUUGGGAUCGACUAUGCAUUGAAUUGACUGCGUAUGGGCGUCUUGAGAAGAAGGAUUUUGAUCUAGUGGAGCCACUGCUCGUGUCUGCGUUCAAAAGCAAUCACCCGUUUGUCGUCAGCCGAGCAGCUGAUGUCUGGAAUGCUGUGGUGAAGGAUGAGGAGAAGGUCGAGUGCUCGGACAGUCUCAUGUCCAUCGUCUCCUCCCUCCGGUCGAGAGUUAACCUCGUCAUACCUGGGGCUGAUGUCCCAAGCGGCGACUUUGGCGCACAAGCGUCUUCUUUCGUUGAUCUCCCGCAGCACGAAAGCCCUGUGGUUCUUUCUUCGUCAUCGACGCGACACAACUCGAGACAGGCUGCUUCUCCGGCAGCAUUGGUGUCCAAGCGGCCUCUGACAAGAAAGCGCCGCUCCGAGAUUGCGUCGGAACUGCUUGAAAAGCCGGCCAAGAGGGUGAGCACAUCACGACUUCGCCACGACAAUUCUCAGAUUCACUUUGCGACCAUUGUACCUUCUCUUCCAGCCCAAGAAGAGUCACAGCAUCUGACAGAGCGCCAAAAGGAGGUUCGUCAGAGGCAGCAGGAAAACGCAGCCAUAUAUCCUGGCGUGCACUCGAGUCCUGACCCCGGUUCUGCCGCGGUCGAUCCCGCGACAACGGAUAAGGCAGACGCUCCCGAUCAAGACCUCCCGAAAGAGAGCACGCCAAAGCGAAACAUGUCCUUUGAUGAGAUGAUCAGCUCGACGCCAACCCCCAGACGAGGGCAGAUACUUCCCAUGGAUGACAUGAACGAUCCUCCUUCGUCUCCCCCUCUUCCACGACCAUAUCCUCUGCUGUCGGAAAUACAGUCGAGGUCCAGAGCUAAUAGCUCCCUGGAGGAUUGGCAGUUUUCCUCCCCAACAGGGUCUCCAACAGCGAACUUCCAAGCGCACGCGCAGGAAAUGAAGCCCGCGGAGACAAUUCCGCAACCCCGGAGCCGUCGGACUGGUCGGAGACGCUCCGCCAGGUCGCGAGGCUCAGGCAAAGUCAUUCCCUCCAGCAUCCCGGAUGAUGAUCUCAGUGCCGACGGGAGCCAAGGGGUUUCGGAGUCCCCAAGCAAGGCUGCUAACCCGCCCAGCACACCUCCACAACGGCAUUUAGAACAUGCUGUCCCAAGCCAGGUUCAGGAGACACCAAAGUCUGAAGAUGACGAGUUUGUGGACGCCCGAAGUAGCCCUAAGAGGUCUUCCCCUCCCCACAGGCUUGAACCAACAGCACUUGAUGCCGGCAACGAUGUUUCUUUUGCCCUGAGCGAAGGCGAUGAGAGCCAGAUGAUGAACCUCGUUGUCGAACUGGAGGCUCGGCGCUACGGUCUGCCAGGACCCAAGGGCAACGGCCGCCGCAGGAGAAGCAGUGCCAAGCAAUUGCCUGCCAACCGGUGCAUCGCAGUCCACGCCGAUUCGCCAUCUCCCCAAGGUCCUAUGACGCGCAGCGAGUCUAGAAAGCUGGCAUCCCGCGUUGCGGAGGCAAUCCCAGACGAAUCUAGGGAAUCUGAUGGUGGGUUGAAAAGGAAGCGGAAGCGCAGUCCCCGAAAUGCUGGGAGCCGGAGUAAGAGACGGCGAUCGCGGGAGGUCGAAGACGAGCGCACGGGACCGGAACAAGUCGCAUCCAACUCGGAGAUGCGCGCAAAGGAGAGCGAAGAGCAGCAAGGUCCUACUGUGGGGACGAGACGCACCUCACGCCGUAGGGCGCGUCGAGAAUCCCCGUCGUACAGUGUACAGGAGACGAAGCCGACAACCACUAGACAGGACAACGAGGCGCCCGAUGGCGGAGACACGGAUGAGGAACUCAUGUCGCAGCUGGUUUCGGAAUCGUUCGCUGCUUCGGUUUCACGCGACGAGCCGGAGCAGGAGGAGGGGGCACAAGUUGGGCCGAAGACGUUGACAAGCAAGCUCAGCGCGGAAUCACGCGAGGAGCAUGAGGAAGGUGGUGACAAGACCAAGGCGAUCAUGGAGACAUUGCGGAGUGGUUUAGAGAAGCUCCGCACCGCAAAGCUGGACCGCGACUCAGUUUACGAAGUGGAGGACAUGUUGAUGGACUUCAAGAGGGAGCUCUUUGAGGCGGAGAAGAGGGGCCGGGAGAAGAAGUAAGGCCAGAGGGUUUGAAGGCGACUGUUGCGAGAUGACGAUGCAUACAUUGAUGGCGUUUAGGCGACGGACGAGCAUUUUUAGGGUGUUGCGGCACGCAGCUUGGUUGAUGGACUGGCCAAGGAACAUGUCUCGCUAGGAAUAUAUUUGGCAGAGACGUAGUUAGGGCCAUGUCCAUGUGUACAUACAUGACAACUGGCAACAUAGUGUAAAAAAGACAUGCCACG